UUAACCACAUGGUUGUUAAAAGUGUGUUUUAAUUGGUUUUAUCACGCAGUGUCCAUUAUAAUUUUCUUUAAAAAGUUGUAUCAUUAGUGAACUUCUUCAAUUUAUCAUGUCGGACGUACCAGAUCUUAGUAGUGAUGAAGAUCAAUACGACGAAGAGGAGUGGCAAGAAAUGGAUACCAGCAAUUCUUCAAUUACUUGUUUGUUUUGCACAACUGCACUGCCUACAAUUGAAGAAGGUAUCUUACAUUGUGAGAAAAACCAUAAUUUUAACUUAAGUGCUCUUAAAUCAAAACACCACAUGGAUUGCUAUUCAUAUAUUAAAUUGAUAAAUUAUAUUAAAACACAUAAAGCAAAAUCUGAAGAUAUAAUGAGCUCAGAAACGGCCACUUGGAAUGAUGAUAAAUAUUUAAAACCUGUUGGUAAUGACGAAUGGUUGAUGUAUGAUUUUGAUUCAUUGGCAGAAAAUAUCAGUUCACCAAAAUCUUAUCAUGCUAAUGUAGAGAAUGGCUUAGUUACAUUGUCACAAGCUCAUUUUCUUGAACUUCAAAGGACGAUACAAACACUUUCGGAACAACUUAAAGAGUCACAGACACAUCUGCAGAUGGCAAGAGAAGAUAUGAGUAAGAUGCAAAGUUCAAUGAAAACAAUUGUUGAAGGUAAUACAAAUUCUAUUGGAAAUGAAAAUUUAACAGUUGAUUGUGUCUCCAAAGUACCCCUAGAAUGUGACGAAGGAUACUUUAGUAGUUACGCACACUUUGGUAUUCAUUAUGACAUGCUCUCCGAUAAGGUACGCACAGAAAGUUAUAAAAAUGCAAUAUUAUAUAAUAAAGACACAUUUAAAAAUAAGACUGUAUUGGAUUUAGGAUGUGGGACAGGCAUUUUAUCAAUGUUCUGUGCCACCGCUGGGUCUAAAAAAGUAUAUGCAUUAGACCAAUCUGAAAUUAUUUAUCAUGCUAUGGAUAUUAUCACGGAAAACAAUUUUUCAAAUGAAAUUAAAACUAUAAAAGGCCGACUUGAAGAUACAAAGUUGGAUGAAAAAGUUGACAUAAUUGUGUCCGAGUGGAUGGGAUAUUUUCUGCUUUUUGAAGGAAUGUUAGACAGUGUUAUAUAUGCUAGAGAUAAUUAUCUCAACCCUGGAGGUAUAUUGUUACCGAAUCAAUGCAACAUAAGUUUAGUUGCAAAUGGUGAUAUUGACACACAUAAAAAACUAAUCAACUUCUGGUCAGAUGUAUAUGGAUAUAAAAUGAAUUGUAUGAAAUCAGAAGUUGUCAGAGAAGCGAGUGUCGAAGUUGUGGAUUCAAAAAACAUUAUUUCCAAACCCUGUGUUGUUAAAGACAUUGAUAUAAAUACUUGUAAUGUAAAAGUAGUAGAUUUCACAUCACCAUUUGAACUUCGAAUAACACGGGAUGGUUUUAUUACAUCCCUUAUAGGUUAUUUUGAUGCAUUCUUUAAUUUACCAACACCAGUAAGCUUUUCAACGGGCCCUCAUGUUACACCAACACAUUGGAAGCAAACAUUGUUUUAUUUUAAAGAUUGUAAGGAAGUGAAAAAUGGUGAUAUAAUUAAGGGCACAAUAACAUGUAGUCGUUUAAAAACAGAUGUAAGAGGACUUCUUGUGCAAAUUGAUAUAUUUGGUAAAAUCCACAAGUAUAUUUUAAGUUAAACCGUUGGAAAUAUUUAGGUGUUAACUUCAAGCUGUGGUGUCAAUGCAUUUAUAAUUGUCAC
Messenger RNA from Papilio machaon (common yellow swallowtail), 1725 nucleotides. It is a transcript of the gene Art3, whose product is annotated as protein arginine N-methyltransferase 1. NCBI's taxonomy places the organism in Eukaryota, Metazoa, Arthropoda, Insecta, Lepidoptera, Papilionidae. The transcript has a single exon. Gene Ontology annotation, biological process: peptidyl-arginine methylation. The record is from RefSeq and is a predicted model, not a curated record. Gene Ontology annotation, cellular component: nucleus. Bases 107 to 1663 code for a protein of 518 amino acids. Gene Ontology annotation, molecular function: protein-arginine N-methyltransferase activity.